GGCGGCUGUCGCCGGGGCUGGGGCAGGGCGAGGCGGAGAGGGACGGGGCAGAGGAGUGUAGUGUCGGUAGAGGAGAAGAAGAAGAAGCGGCCGUGAGAAGCCGUGCGCUGGGAAGGGGCCGCCGAGCGAGUGGAGCAAGCCCCGGGCCUCCCGCAGCCGCGGCCGCUGCGGAGCGCUCUGCCUGCGGCCCCAACAUGGACGAAGAGGGCGGCGGAGGUGGCGGCGUGCCUGAUGACCUCUCCAUAGAGGAAAGAGAAGAGCUUUUAAAUAUUCGUCGCAGGAAAAAAGAACUGAUUGAUGAUAUUGAGAGAUUAAAAUUUGAAAUUGCCGAGGUUAUGACAGAAAUUGAUAAUUUGACAAGCGUGGAAGAAAGCAAAACUACACAAAGAAAUAAGCAAAUAGCCAUGGGAAGGAAGAAAUUCAACAUGGACCCUAAGAAGGGAAUACAGUUUCUGAUAGAGAAUGACCUCCUGCAGAACACUGCAGAAGACAUUGCACAGUUCCUUUAUAAAGGAGAAGGAUUAAAUAAAACGGUAAUUGGAGAUUACCUCGGUGAAAGAGAUGAAUUUAAUAUUAAAGUUCUUCAGGCUUUUGUUGAACUCCAUGAGUUCGCUGAUCUCAAUCUUGUACAAGCCUUAAGGCAGUUUCUGUGGAGUUUCAGACUCCCAGGAGAGGCUCAAAAAAUUGAUCGUAUGAUGGAAGCUUUUGCUUCACGCUAUUGCCUUUGUAACCCAGGAGUCUUCCAGUCUACAGAUACAUGCUAUGUGCUUUCAUUUGCGAUCAUUAUGUUAAAUACCAGUCUGCACAACCACAAUGUAAGAGAUAAACCAACAGUGGAGAGAUUUAUUUCUAUGAAUCGUGGAAUUAAUGAAGGUGGAGACCUUCCAGAAGAAUUACUACGGAAUUUAUACGAGAGUAUUAAGAAUGAGCCAUUUAAAAUUCCAGAGGAUGAUGGGAAUGAUCUAACGCAUACAUUUUUUAAUCCAGAUAGAGAAGGUUGGCUGCUGAAAUUAGGGGGAAGAGUGAAAACGUGGAAACGGAGGUGGUUUAUUCUGACUGAUAAUUGCCUAUAUUACUUUGAAUACACAACAGACAAAGAACCUAGAGGAAUUAUUCCACUAGAAAACCUUAGCAUAAGAGAAGUUGAAGACCCUCGAAAACCAAACUGCUUUGAGCUCUAUAACCCUAGUCAUAAAGGUCAAGUAAUUAAAGCAUGUAAAACUGAAGCUGAUGGGAGAGUGGUGGAAGGCAACCAUGUGGUGUACAGAAUAUCUGCUCCCACUCCAGAAGAAAAGGAAGAGUGGAUCAAAUCUAUCAAAGCAAGUAUCAGCAGGGAUCCCUUCUAUGAUAUGCUGGCAACGAGGAAAAGAAGAAUUGCAAAUAAGAAAUAGAGUAUGAUCAGCAACUUUUAUACCUGCACCAACCUAUAAAUGAGCAUACAGCUGAGUGAUAAUGUAAAACUUGGACAAACUAAAUGAAGAUGAUGACUGUACAUUUUAUAUAGACACACUUUAUUAUGACAUAAAAACGUGGCAAGACCUUUCAGGGUAAAUGGUUAUUGGCAUAUAGUUUGAAGUAAGCUUCAAAUCCCAGAGGAUGAUUACAUUGGAACUUAAUACAACUAAAAACAUGGAAGCCUUGUUUUGACUUGCGUUAGUUACAACUCCAGUUUUAUGUAGGCUGAGGGGAAAAGGAAUUCAAGGAUAAUAAUAUAAUGUCCUAACGUGGUUAUUUGAAUGCAUCUCUCAUAAAAGGAGUGAUUACAAGACUUGCAUCUCUCACUGAAAUGCAGCACCAAAAGUAAAGUGCAGGGUAACCUAGCACUUAAUUUUUCUGUAAGCAGAAAACCCACAGUCUCAAUAUCUGCUUUCAGAUCUUGUGUGCUUUGGGCAGCUGAGUGCAGCUUUCCUUCGGGACUGGCUCUCCCACCCUUAUGGAAAUAGCUUUUCUUCUUCACAAAUGCAACUUGGCAGGAGACUGGCAGCUAUGUAGUUCACCAGUUGUGCCAAAGGAUUUGGUUGAUAUGCACUGAAAUGUACGCGGGUCCCCACAGCAAAGGUUUGGGGCUGUAGACGUGACACUAAGCGCAGAUGUGGUUUGGUGUUUGCCAGUGGGCCAAACCUCAUUCCUUCUGCUCAUACACUCACAAGAAGCAGUAAGAUUUAAUGACUGGUUUCGUUUGCUUUUUAUAUGGUAACAUCCUCAUGUUUUAGAUAUGUUGUAGUUUAAUUAACACUAAGUUGCCACUAAAGGAGUUAGAUGACAGGGCUUGCGUGAGUUUAGGCUUUGCUUGUGAAAACACCCCCAAAUAAUUUCACAUGCUUUUCAUGUUUUUAAAGGAAAAAAGAAAGCAAAGUGAAGUCUUUCUGUAAGAAGCAGCUGUAGGGAGCUGAGCAAUCAGGAUCCAGUCCUUUGCUUGAUGGCAGCCUGUGGACAUACAGAAAGGUUCAGUGUUCUUAUUGCAUUCUUAAAGGCGAUUUUUCAGAUCCGUGCUUCAGCAGUUGAAAUGGAAAACAUGACUAGGCAUCCUUUACUUAGGAAAUAAAAUCCUACACCUGGGUUACCUGCUGCAACUAAACUCCCCCACAAGCAGGUCUUUUUAUCUUUUCAUUUUGUAAUUUGUGAGAGGUCCCUCAGCAGCCCUGCCCAUGGCCUGUCAGUAACACCUAAGCUGCCCGGGCAGAUUGUACUGCACCCCUUUGCUUUUGAUGGUGUCUAUACCAUUUUUAAGGUAAAGAUCUCCACAGCUGGGGAGACUGCUUCUGUUAGUGUUUCAUUUUUCACAAACUUAUUGAACCUGACCCGUGCCUACUGUGCCAAGGAAUGCUUUGGAGACCCAAUACUUUGUCAAAGCAGUUUUGCCUGUUGAGUUGCAGAAGCAGCUCUUGGAUACGUUAUAGGGAAAUGUGCCACACUGGCACAACCACAGACUUACUACUUAGUUGAUCUGUUUCAAAUCUCCUUUUAACUGUAAAGGAGAGUCUGUUUUGUUAUUCCUGUCUUUCUGAUUUGCCUUGUUUUGCAUGGGGUGCCAGUCUGUGAAUGUUUUUGGUUUAUUGCAUGUUUGCAAGAAAUGGCUGAGAGGAAAAGAGCAAAGUAACCUUUUUUACACCUCAGAUUUCCCCCAGAGUGUGUGGAAUUACAGCCUGCUUGGAUUAAUGUUCAAACACGAGUACUUCCAAAAGAGUAAAACUCAACUGAAAGAAGUGGAAUCCUUAAAUAAGUGUCAGUGUGGGGACAUCUUUGCUUAAUGGAACACAUUUAAACCCUUCAUAGAAAGGAUGCAAGUUGUAUGUCCUGUGUUUGACAGCAGCUCUAUAACGGUGCUGCUUUGCCUCACCUAUUUCGAAUCUUCUGUUCCACAGCUUCAAGUUUUGUUUUCAAGCAAUCCUUACAUCAGUUUUAGCUUUGGGCAAGUAGAUUUGUAGUGCAAAUAGUGGUAAGGCAGAAUCAGUGGUACUAAUGAAUGUAAAGGUGAAAAGCAGCAAAUAAAGUAUUUCUGGGAAAUGUGAGAUUACAAAAAGCAUUAAUAAGCCAUGAAGCACUUUUGUAUCAAUUCUUAUCUUCUGAAAUAUCACCUUCAAGAAAAAUCUAUUUAUUUAACCAGGUGAGGAUGUGUGCCUCUAAGCAUGAAGGAAAUGCCUUGAGAGUUCAUUUGCUGUAUUUAGUUUGAAGUUCUUAUAUCCAUCGGAAAUAAUUAUUUAGAGUUACAUGUAACUGAGGAUAUUAUAGCAGGACGUAUUUCUUAGCAUUAAAAUGCAACAUCCUAAACAGCUAUUCGUGGUGCUCAAUAUAUCUUAUUUAAUUACCAAAGCUAAUGGAAUUGCGUUCUUGUGUGUUGAUAAUGUUUGAUUUCAGAUGUUCUUUGUAACAGUAUUAACAGGGAGUGAAACUGGCCUAAAAUUUCCAGCAGCCAUGAGGCCAGUAAAACAAAGUGGCUUGUGAAAAUUUUGGCCAAAUCAGGUACUAUCCAUGAGGGUGAAGAAAAAAAUCUCCCGACCUUUCCCUUUUUUAUUGGGCUUCAAGUCCAGGGGUAGCUACGAAGAGCAGCUGCUCGGUGGCCUAAAGCAGCGCCUCUUACGGUUUGGCCAUGCUGAGGAAGAGCCCUCUGGGGACAGCAGCAUCUCCCUCCCCUGUCACACUGACACUGGCAUCGUCGUUCAGCUCCUUGUUUUUAACAUUGCCCUUUGCAAGGACGGGGGCCAGCGAGAGCCACUGCUGCACCUGCCAUGACGGUGGCUUUGCUGUGUGUGAAGCCCUUGGCCACUACCAUCAGCCAGGUUGCCAGUGCACUCUGGGGAGGGAGCUGUGUGUAAUUGUUAAGCUCAGCUGGACUGACUUAAAAUUUUACAACGUUCUGACAAAAUAAGCUCUGCGUCACUUCACAUUUAGAACGGUUUUAAACUGGUACAAAACGGAACCUUUGUAAACUGAGCAGCAUUUAUAAUGCUUCCUAUAUAAAAACAAUGCAUAUUUUUAAGAGUUAUUACAUAUCUAUGUAGAUAUGCUUGCUGGAAAAGCUAGGUCUGUUGUAGACCACAGGCUACAAAUUAAGACUUGUGGCUUUACCAGUUUCAUUUCUAUAUUUUCUUGGAAAAUGUUUCUAGCUAGAGUUUAAAUAUAAAAUGUAAAUACUGUACAGAUAUGUAUUGAUCUAAGUAUUACUUGGUGUACACAAGUGAUUUGCAUGACAUACUCUGUAUCAAUCAUUGUUUAAAAUGUGAUGUUCCAUGUAAAUCCACUGCAACAUUAAUGUUUUCAUUUAUCAUUAAGACUUGUGGCUUCCAUCUGGAGAUUUUCUCAAAAAUAAAGCGUGAAACUCUA
Molecule: messenger RNA, 4824 nt
Organism: Colius striatus (speckled mousebird)
Lineage: Eukaryota; Metazoa; Chordata; Aves; Coliiformes; Coliidae
Gene: CYTH3
Product: cytohesin 3
Exons: 13
Coding region: 195-1391 (398 amino acids)
Biological process (GO): regulation of ARF protein signal transduction
Molecular function (GO): guanyl-nucleotide exchange factor activity
Source: RefSeq, a predicted model, not a curated record